Molecule: messenger RNA, 2014 nt
Organism: Salvia splendens (bonfire salvia)
Lineage: Eukaryota; Viridiplantae; Streptophyta; Magnoliopsida; Lamiales; Lamiaceae
Exons: 10
Coding region: 1252-1869 (205 amino acids)
Molecular function (GO): aminoacyl-tRNA deacylase activity
Source: RefSeq, a predicted model, not a curated record
ACAUACACAUACAGAAAGAAAUAUUUUGGCCCUCUCUCUCGAGUGAAAAAACACUGCAAAUUUCACACAGGCGCUAUGGGAAAAAUCCAACCGGCGCUUCAUUGGAGGGGAUAUGGCUUUCACCAAGGAGCGGCUCCUUGCUCGUUUACAGGAGCUUCAAAUAGGUUUCUCCCAAUAUGAGCAUCCUGUUGUAUUGACAGUGGAAGCUCAGGCAAAGUAUGUUGGGAACAUGAAAGGUGCACUGAGUUCUUGAAGGACAAGAAACAGAGAUACUAUAUCGUUUCUACUUUGGCGGACACAGAGGUAGAUUUUAAAGGUAUAUAUGUUUUUUUUCAUUGGUAGUCUCUGUUUCUCAUAUCUCUGUUGUGUUGUGUCGUUCCACUGAAGGACUUCUACUCCAAAAGUUUGGUCUCUUAAGAAAAGUAACUUUGUAAUGUCAAUUUACUAAUUAUGUUGAAGAACUAUGCAGUUCUGUCUCAGAGACUUGGUCUGGGAAAAGGAGGUGUAAGAAUGGCUCCAGAAGAGGCACUUUCAGAAAUUCUUCACGUAUUUGCGUCUUAAUCAAUGCAAUCUUAUAUUAAUGAUGUUAUUAACUGGCUUAUUUUAUUAGUGAGAUUUAAUAUUUUAAUUAUAGCUAGAAUUUAUGUGAAUUUUUUCUAAGGGAAUAAUAUUCAUAUUCUUGCAAUGCUAGCUCACACUACCAUUUGCAGCUGGAUUAAGCUCAUUUAAGUUUUUUUUUUUGUAUAUCAACUUAUUACUGAGCAUUUAGUAUUUUUAUGUGAAUUUUAGUGCAUACUCGGGAAGCAAAUGGUGUCUUGAUUAAAUAUUCUAUAUUUUAUUAUGUAAAUUAACUGGACAUAUUGCACCAAAUGAGAUAUUGAAUGGUCCAAAUUUAGCUACCAUGCAGUGAUUUCGAGAAGAAUAUAUAGUAGAGAAUUUUAUUAGAUAGUCAUGUUUAAUAAAUGAUUUUUCAUUUGAAGUAAAAAUUUAAAUGAUAUUACGUUUCUUUUCAGAAGUAAGUACUAACUUCUUAUUUUACUUUUUAAAUUUCCAGUAUUAUUUUUCAAAAUUAUUAUUAGUUUCCAUGGGGACAUAUAUUGGUUGUGGUGUCACUGAGUAGUAGGAUAAUGAUAAUCAUCAAUUCUCUUGAUGUGGGUACUUAUUUUAACGAUAAUUGAGAUUAUAUCUCUAUGCAUUUGUUUUAUAUAUUGUAGGUACCCCUAGGUUGUGUUACUCCCUUUGCACUUGUGAAUGAAUCAGCAAGAUAAAGGAUUUAAAAGUCAAGAAUGCUGUUUCUUCGAUCCGUUGUCAAAUGACAUGUCAAUUGCUCUUAAUGCUCAUGAUCUUGACAAGUUUCUGAAUUCAAUUGGAAAAACUCCUGCCUAUGUUGAUCUGGAGGCUACCCCUACUGUGGGGAAAGACCAACCUCCAGAUCUAGCUAGUCUUGUCCCAUCCGAUGCAUUGAUCUCAGCUGAUCCUCCAGUAACAAAGGAAUCUUCUAAAGGUCUGGAGAAAAAUCACACCUCUGCAGAUAAGCAACCCGUAAUUGUUGCAGGGGCAAAACCGGCAAAACCAUCCAAUGCUUCCACAAAGGAGAAACCUUCUGGCACUAUGAACUCGUCGAUCACUUACGCUGACCCUAAUAAAUUUGUUGAUGAGAUUCUGGAAAAGACUAGAACCAUAGUUCUCUCAGAGAUAAAGGAGGACGAGAACAUAGAGAAAUAUCGGGAGCUACUUGCAACUAUAGUUUUGAACAAUAUAAGCAAACAACUUGGCAUGGAGUUGAAGAAUCUUGCUACAAUAUUCAAGAACAUGGCAUAUACAGAAGGCUUCAAAGAGGGCAUUCAUCAUCAGCCAAAGAGAAUGUAAAAUUACCCACAUUCAUUGAAAAUGCGUAGAAACCGAUUAUCAGAAAAAAGCUAACUGGAAUGGUUUAAUUUCAUUUUUCAAAUGCAAUUUGACUCGAAUGAUGUGAUUCUUUAUUCCAACAUAUCAUGACAAUUCUUAAUUAUAA